AAAAAAGUUAAAUACGUUUUUUGUUUGAUACGCUACAAACGUUUGAAUAGGGAAUAAUUUCUGUGAUAGUGAAUGCAUAGUUUUUCUUAAAACGCUGUAGAAUUUUAGUUUUAACAAUAGAAAUAACUUUUUGAAAUCAUGGUAACCUGUCUGUGUUUGUCAUCAGUCGACAUAAAACUCACAUUUUUGGUAAAGUUAAGUCAUUACGUUGUUUUCCUGCAAUGUGUCAAAUAUUCUAUGAGGCGCCUUCAAGUGCCAAUUAAUUUUUUUUAAAACGUUUCCUUAAAUAAACAUGCGGCGACUUGAAUUGUAUUCAACCUGUUUAUUGAUUGUCUGUCGUCCGGCGCUGGCGCAUGAAAUGAACUUGACGUCUCUUGGACUCAAGUUAGAGCGGCCGAAUGAAACGAAUGCAGUGCCUUUGAACCAAGAACCUAUUGUGCAACUAUCCUUACGCCCAGAAAUUCCGAGACGUCCAAAUUUAAAGGUGCCGCACACGAAUGGAGUAAAUACUGCUGUGAACAUCGCAGAGUCUGCCAUGCAGGUACUGAAUCAUUAUAUUCCUACGCUUAUGAGUAACAACGGAAGCCUUGUUCAAACAAUCACAAAGGUGGCAGGAAAAUUUCGAAGCACAAAAGAAAAUUCAAAUUAUGUCAAUCCCUUGGGAUUAGCAUGUAAUCCGAAAGAAGUGCGUUUGUGUUCUCCCAAGACUUUAACAACAACUCGUCCACCACUUUUCGACUAUCGAGAUGUAGAGUCUCUUAAAAAACGAGGUGCUUCAGUACAAAAAGCUUCCGCAAAACGCCGUCAAAUUCUUUCAUCUAACUACCAGGUACCGAAUAUUCAACCCAACACACUUGAAGGAAUUCCAGACAAGAUACUGUCCUUAUUACAAAGAGCACAACAAGCUUUAGAAACAACUUCACCUUUACCUAAGCAGUACUAUCUUUUAUAAAUUAGCAGAUACUAGCAAUUUUUAACUAAACAUCUUUAGAAAACAAUUUAAUAAACUUUUUAAAAUA
Molecule: messenger RNA, 1019 nt
Organism: Hylaeus volcanicus
Lineage: Eukaryota; Metazoa; Arthropoda; Insecta; Hymenoptera; Colletidae
Exons: 4
Coding region: 293-952 (219 amino acids)
Source: RefSeq, a predicted model, not a curated record